Messenger RNA from Octodon degus (degu), 902 nucleotides. RefSeq names its product secretogranin V (gene Scg5). The record is from RefSeq and is a predicted model, not a curated record. The coding region runs from base 71 to 694 and encodes 207 amino acids. Lineage: Eukaryota; Metazoa; Chordata; Mammalia; Rodentia; Octodontidae. The transcript has 6 exons. Gene Ontology annotation, biological process: regulation of hormone secretion; neuropeptide signaling pathway. Gene Ontology annotation, molecular function: enzyme regulator activity. Gene Ontology annotation, cellular component: secretory granule.
GCUCCCAGAGCACCGGGCAGGCCCAGACCACAGUAGGCUCCUGCAGUCGCGGUUAAAACUGGUCUCCAGAAUGGUCUCUACCAUGCUGUCUGGCCUACUACUUUUCCUGGCAUUUGGAUGGACUCCAACUUUGGCUUAUAACUCACGGACUCCUGACCGUGUCUCUGAAGCAGAUAUCCAGAGGCUGCUCCAUGGUGUUAUGGAGCAGUUGGGCAUCGCCAGGCCCCGGGUAGAAUAUCCAGCUCACCAGGCCAUGAAUCUUGUGGGCCCACAGAGUAUUGAAGGUGGAGCUCAUGAAGGUCUGCAGCACUUGGGUCCUUUUGGCAACAUCCCCAACAUUGUGGCAGAGUUGACUGGUGACAACAUUCCUAAGGACUUCAGUGAAGAUCAGGGCUACCCUGACCCUCCAAAUCCCUGUCCAGUUGGCAAAACAGAUGACGGAUGUUUGGAAAACACCCCUGACACAGCAGAGUUCAGUCGGGAAUUCCAGUUGCACCAGCACCUUUUUGAUCCAGAGCAUGACUACCCAGGCUUGGGCAAGUGGAACAAGAAACUCCUUUAUGCGAAGAUGAAGGGAGGACAGAGGCGGAAGCGGAGGAGUGUCAAUCCGUAUCUACAAGGACAGAGGCUGGACAACGUUGUCGCAAAGAAGUCUGUCCCCCAUUUUUCAGACGAAGAUGAGGACCCAGAGUAAAGAAAAGAUGCUCUGUGGAAGCCCAGGCUCCUCACCACUGCUGUGCAUGAGUCACCAAAGCCCCUGCAAAGGGCAGCAUGCUCCUGAUGUAGCUGAUCAUGGAUGAAUAGCAGCUGUACUUCACUGUCCUUCACACUGAUGGCUUGGCUUUCUGCUAAGUUAGAAUAAGAACCCUUUUUGUUUUCAUUUAUGUUUUUGCUUUUUUGAU